UAGCCUUUUGUUGUUUAAAACUCGCCCUAAGUUUCUCAAGGCUAUGCCAUCAAGCACACAAAAUUUCUCGAUCAACAAAAAUAAAAUUUAAUACUGUUAGGUGGUUUUGUUUAAGAAGUGUGGAUUGUGAGUUGUACUAAAUAACAGAUGGAUGAGCAACCGGAGAAGCAAGGAAAGAUAGAUGAACAACUACGGAGGCAGAAGGAAAUUGAUGACUGGCUUCCAAUUACUUCAUCAAGGAAUGCAAAAUGGUGGUACUCAGCUUUCCACAAUGUCACUGCCAUGGUUGGAGCUGGUGUCCUCAGUCUUCCCUUUGCCAUGUCUAAUCUUGGAUGGGGUCCUGGUGUAGUUAUUCUGAUAUUAUCAUGGGUGAUUACUUUAUUCACAUUAUGGCAAAUGGUUGAGAUGCAUGAAAUGGUUCCGGGAAAGCGGUUUGAUAGGUACCAUGAACUGGGUCAACAUGCCUUUGGUGAAAAGCUUGGUCUUUGGAUUGUGGUGCCCCAACAGCUGAUCUGCGAAGUUGGCGUGGACAUUGUGUACAUGGUCACUGGAGGAAAAUCGCUGCAGAAGGUCCAUAACAUAGUUCAUAAAGACGAGAAAGACUCAAUCAAACUCAGUUACUUUAUCAUGAUAUUUGCCUCUGCUCAUUUUGUACUUGCUCAUCUCCCCAACUUCAACUCCAUAUCUGGGGUGUCUUUGGCAGCAGCAGUCAUGUCAUUAAGUUACUCUACUAUUGCAUGGACGGCUUCAAUCCAUAAGGGUGUUCAGGCAGAUGUAGACUAUGGUUAUUUAGCCCCCAGCACAUCAGGAACAGUCUUUAACUUCUUCAGUGCCUUGGGCGACGUUGCUUUUGCCUAUGCAGGCCACAAUGUGGUUCUGGAGAUUCAAGCAACAAUCCCUUCCACACCUGAAACCCCAUCGAAGAAGCCUAUGUGGAGGGGUGUUGUGAUAGCCUACAUAGUUGUGGCUUUGUGCUAUUUUCCAGUGGCUCUCAUUGGAUACUACACCUUUGGCAACAAAGUUGAGGACAACAUCUUAAUAUCAUUGGAGAAACCUGAAUGGCUCAUCAUAAUGGCAAACAUGUUUGUUGUUGUCCAUGUUAUUGGGAGUUAUCAGCUAUAUGCAAUGCCAGUGUUUGACAUGAUAGAAACUGUCCUGGUAAAGAAACUAGAGUUCAGGCCAACUACAACUCUUCGCUUCAUUUCACGCAAUUUAUAUGUUGAUUUGCAUUACAUUGGGAGUCAUGCUCAUGAUCCUAUCACCUAUUGGAGGCUUAAGGAGUAUCAUACUUCAAGCCAAGAACUACAAGUUCUACAAUUGAAAUUGCUUGCAGAAGCAAAGGUUAAAUUGGUGGCCUUGAAAUCCAAUGCAGACAUAUAG
Messenger RNA from Rosa chinensis, 1380 nucleotides. RefSeq names its product lysine histidine transporter 1. Gene Ontology annotation, cellular component: plasma membrane. Bases 148 to 1380 code for a protein of 410 amino acids. The transcript has 5 exons. Lineage: Eukaryota; Viridiplantae; Streptophyta; Magnoliopsida; Rosales; Rosaceae. The record is from RefSeq and is a predicted model, not a curated record.